AUGAAGUACAGGAGAUAUUUAGCUCGAAAUUCUUCAGUCUAUUUAUGUCUAUUCUUAUUAUGUUCUGUGUUUGUUCUUGUGUCGUUGAGUUAUUUAUACAAUAUUAAUUCAAAUACUCAAGUCACAUCAUCACUAUCUUUUUUAGGCAAUGAACAAAGAAGACCAAGACAGAAACUUCACAGCAGAAAAGAGCUAGUGAAUGUCGAUAUUAGUGAUAUGUUGUUAUCAUCGUCCAAGACAUAUGAUAAGUAUCUAGAGGCAGAAUAUGGUUUCAAUGAAUCUAUCAGAUCUAAAUUAUAUAGCAAUAAUACCCUUUUCGGUUACGUACCAAACCUUGAAAUGACAUAUUCAGACUCAUCCGAUAAAAUUACCAAAAAUCAUAAGGAUGGUGCCAAUCGUGAUGAUAAUAAAUUACAACCUUUCAAUAAAGCUUAUGCAAAUUUAUUAGAGUGCCAAGAUCUACAAUAUUCAAAUAACAUCGAAUACUCUGUGUCUGACCAAAAUUUCCAGAUUGACUAUAUCAAUAUGAGAAGACAGUUAUUGGCUAUGGACUCUCCUUUAGCCAAGGAAUUCACUACAAACGAAGAAGAAUCAAAAAUGUCUGAGAUGGAAAUUAUUGAGAAGAGAUGGUUUUCUUUCGGUACAGCAGCGGUAUGGUUGAAAAAGGAACAAUGUUAUGUUGCAUAUACAAGAAUGAUCUAUUCUAGGCAUGAGAAUAGAGGUAGUUCCUAUAUAUCCGUGGUUGUGGGUCAAAUGUUUGAUAAGGAUUGGAAUGAGAUUAAAGGGAGAAGAAUUCCUUUUAGAGAUGUUAAAAUGCCAAAGGAAGUGAAACAAUUGGUUCAAUCACUUAAAAGAAAGUUAGAUAUAUCAGCAAAUUGUGAUGCUUUAGGACACGGUACUGAUGCGUAUGAAAAUUGUGCAACUGAGAUUAAUAAGAAUACAUUCAAAAUUAGAGAGCAAAUUGAUAAAUUAUUAGAUAAAUAUUCUAUUAAAUAUCCAACAGUCGUUAAUAUACCAUUUAUUAUGAGAGAGCAUUGGAAUGGCCCGGAGGAUCCACAUGUGAUUUUAAGACAGGAUAAAGAUGGUGAAGAACCGGUCAUCAUUGUUAAUAUGAAUUCACACAAAGAUAUAAAGGUGCAUGCCAUGAUGCCACAUAGGAAAAUCGACCCUUGUGUAAUGUUUGAUAUUGAAGGUUACGAUAUGAAAGGGUUUGAAAAGAAUUGGUCUCCAUUUUUUGUCCCUGAGAGAGUACAAUCAAGUGAUAAUUAUCCAGGUUAUAUACAUUUUGUUUAUGACUACAGUCCAUUGCAAAUCAUUCGUUGUUCACUAUUAACAGGAAAAUGUAAAAUGAUAUUUAAUGCACAAACUGCAGGACUUGAUAAUGGCAAAGGCUACUUCGGGAUCAUUAGAGGUGGUACUCAAUAUGUUUCAUUACCUAAUGUUUUACCUCAGCUAGAAAAUACGCAUAUUUGGGUAGGUUUCGCCAAGAGUCAUGUUGAUAAUUGUGGUUGUGGUGAUAGAUUUUAUAGGCCUACUUUAAUUGUAUUAGUCGAAACUGAUGGGGUCUACCACUUGGAAUUGGUUACGCCAAAUGUUGAUUUUGGUAAACCCAUAAUGGGUUGGAAUCUAAAAGAUACCAGUUGCAGUGGGUAUAACGUUCUUUCACCAAGUUCUAUUAGUAACUGGGCAAUUUUAGAUCAAGAUCCAAUAACCAAACGAUUUGAAGACUACAUGGUGGUGACAUUUAGUGAAGCAGAUGCAAUUUCAGGUAGGGUAGUCAUUAGAGGAAUUUUGAAUUAUAUUUUACAAGUUUAUAAUAAAAAGAAAGUAAGGGAAACAUUACUUAUUGAUGAAGAGACAGUUACCAUUAUUCAAAAGGCUUCCUAUUGUGUUGCAGAAAAAUGUAAAGAAGAAUGUAAAAGGUACGGUAUCGAUCAUCCAGAAAAUAAAAAUUAG
Messenger RNA from Arxiozyma heterogenica, 1956 nucleotides. RefSeq lists its product as uncharacterized. Gene Ontology annotation, molecular function: mannosyltransferase activity. Bases 1 to 1956 code for a protein of 651 amino acids. Lineage: Eukaryota; Fungi; Ascomycota; Saccharomycetes; Saccharomycetales; Saccharomycetaceae. The record is from RefSeq and is a predicted model, not a curated record. The transcript has a single exon.